Vicia villosa (hairy vetch) is the source of this 1309-nucleotide messenger RNA. RefSeq names its product pyridoxal 5'-phosphate synthase-like subunit PDX1.2. Gene Ontology annotation, molecular function: amine-lyase activity. The record is from RefSeq and is a predicted model, not a curated record. Gene Ontology annotation, biological process: amino acid metabolic process; pyridoxal 5'-phosphate biosynthetic process; pyridoxine biosynthetic process. Lineage: Eukaryota; Viridiplantae; Streptophyta; Magnoliopsida; Fabales; Fabaceae. The transcript has a single exon. Bases 243 to 1160 code for a protein of 305 amino acids.
UAUUCCAUCACAAAAACAGUUUUGAACUUUAACUCAUCUCUCAUCAUUUCAACUCACACAAGUCUUCUUUUUCUUCUUUGAAUUUUCCAGAACCCACACUCAAACUUCUAGAUCCUUCUCUCACUCUCUCUCUCUCUCUCCCAGUUUACUUAAUCACCUCACUUCUCUUCUCUUCUUUCCCAUCACCAAACAAUUUCAACUCCAAUCUUCACCUACGCAUUUUCACAAACACCUUGUUCCCAAUGGCACAAGACACCACCGUCACCGUCUACAACAACACCACCACCUCCAUCACCGAUCCAAUCCAAAGCCACUACUCAUUCAAUUUAGCCCUCUCCCAAUCCCUCUGCGGCGGCGCAAUUCUCCAUGUCACCAAUCUCGCCCAAGCCAAAAUCGCCGAAGAAGCAGGCGCAUGCGCCGUCGCAGUCCUCGACCAAAUCCCCGCCGGAAAACUCAUCAUAUCUCGAAUGUCAGAUCCUUCCCUCAUCAAAUCCAUCAAAAACUCCCUCUCAAUUCCCGUCAUCUCAGCAGCAAGAAUCGGCCACUUCGUCGAAGCUCAAAUCCUCCAAGCCAUCGGUGUUGAUUACAUCGACGAAACCGAAAUUCUCACCCCCGCCGACGAUCAGAAUCACAUCAACAAACACAAUUUCCAAAUCCCGUUCAUAAGCGGCGCUCGCAGCCUUGGCGAAGCGCUUCACAGAAUCAGAGAAGGCGCAAUCAUGAUAAGGCUUCAAGGAGAGUUAACAAACUCAGGUAACAUCUCCGAAACCGUCAAGAGCGUAAGGUGUUUGAUGAAAGAAUUGCGAGUCCUCUAUAACAUGGAUGAUGAUGAAGUUUUUGCUUUCGCCAAGAGAAUCCAAGCGCCUUAUGAUCUUCUAGCGCAAACCAAACAGAUGAAGAGGCUUCCUGUUUUGCAUUUUGCUGCCGGCGGGAUUGUUACUCCCGCCGACGCGGCAUUGAUGAUGCAAUUGGGUUGUAAUGGUGUGUUUGUGGGAUCAGAGAUUUUUGAUUAUGAAGAUGCUUUUAAUCGUGUUAAGGGUAUAGUUCAAGCUGUUAAGAAUUACAAUGAUCCUCAUGUUUUGGUUGAAACUAUGAUGAUGGGUGUUAAGCUUGGUGAUAAUAGGAUUGAAGAUGGGUCAUUUGAUACUGAAAAUGUCUAGUUUUUCACUCUUUUGUGUUGAUAUACAGUGAUAAUAGCAUUACAUGGUUGUGUAUGAUGAUGAUUGAAUGUUUCUGCAUUGUUUUGCAUAUCUUGGUUGUUUUGAAUUUCAUUUGGUGAUGAUAAUGUGUAGCUUUUUUGUUUGGUUUC